Molecule: messenger RNA, 1032 nt
Organism: Triticum aestivum (bread wheat)
Lineage: Eukaryota; Viridiplantae; Streptophyta; Magnoliopsida; Poales; Poaceae
Product: probable peroxygenase 4
Exons: 6
Coding region: 90-806 (238 amino acids)
Molecular function (GO): calcium ion binding; monooxygenase activity
Source: RefSeq, a predicted model, not a curated record
CAAGUAUCUACUCCAUUGUGAAAGGGGGAGAAAGAGGGAUCAGUGUUGUGACAGCGAGGACAUCUUCAUCCAUAGCUCUUCCCCGAGUUAUGAAACAGGGCCAUGCGCUUCCACCUGUGAGGUGCAGAACAAACAAAUCCCGAGUGGCGAUGAUGUUGAGCCGGCGAAGAUCACCGGUAGUGGCUUCGCUACAGCUGCCGCCGGUGACAACUCUUCUGUUUCUAUGGGUCUUAAGCUGUGGGCAUGCAACAGCAAACACUGAUAUAGCUAACAUGACGGCACUCCAGAAACAUGUCUCUUUUUUCGACCGUAACAAGGAUGGCAUCAUUACUCCUAUAGAAACAUUUGAAGGAUUUGUUGCAAUUGGUUGUGAUGUUGCAUAUUCUAGAGACUCUGCCUCCUCCGUGCAUGCUGCCCUUGGUCCUAUAACAAGCCCGGUUGAUGCACCAUUGCCCCACAUUAAUAUUCACAUAAACCUAAUCCAUAGAGCAAUGCAUGGAAGUGAUACAGGUGCAUUAGAUGCCAAAGGAAGGUUUGUUCCCCAAAAAUUUGAGGAAAUAUUCAUAAAGCAUGCAAAAGUUAGACCAGAUGCGCUGACAUCCUCGGAGGUGGAGGAGAUGAUCCUAGCAAAUCGAGAUCCACUAGACCGUCGAUCAUGGCUGGCGCCUGUAAAAGAGUGGGGGCUGACAUACAAGCUUGCAAGUGAUAAGGAUGGUUUUCUUCACAAGGAUAGUGUAAGAGGUAUAUAUGAUGGAAGUGUGUUCGUCAAGUUGGAGGAAAAGAGGUCUCUUCAGAUUGAAAUAUGACGCGCUAUACCAUUGUGUGUUUUGCACAACAUUUGGGGAACCUAGGUGGUCAUAUAGUUGUCAAAUAUGAUAUAUAUUGUUCAAGUGUAUUUGACCACGUGUAAUUAUUGGAUUUUUUUUGUAAGGAAACAUAGUGUGUCAACUAGCUGGUAGAAUACGGAUAUGUACUGUUACGCAAUGUGUUUACGUUAUCAGUUGCAUGUCAAUUGUAAACUACAAUUGUUUA